CGGGUCCUUGCCCGGUUGCGUAGCAGCUACGAGGACGCCGACUGAGCCGGAAGCGGCGCGCGGUGCGGGGUCCGAGGCGGGAUCCGGCCCAGCGUUGGGACCCACCAUCCUUGGGCCCUAGGCAGAAGGACGCGUCUUUGGGUUCACGCAACGGUGUGGGGGCGAGAGCAGUCCACACUAACCCGGAAGGCUCUUCUUGAACUUCCCAGACAGUGACAAGACACCCUACACACACACCUACCCCAGGCUGAACAGCCAGGAGCCGGGAGCCAAUGGCCAGCGACAGAGCCAUACCCUGUGAGCUCGACCAAGAGAAAUAUGAUGCUGAUGACAACGUGAAGAUCAUCUGCCUAGGGGACAGCGCUGUGGGCAAGUCCAAACUUAUGGAGAGGUUUCUCAUGGAUGGAUUUCAGCCACAGCAGCUGUCCACGUACGCCCUGACCCUGUACAAGCACAAGGCCACAGUGGACGGCAGGACUGUCCUUGUGGACUUUUGGGACACGGCAGGCCAGGAGCGGUUCCAGAGCAUGCACGCCUCCUACUACCACAAGGCCCACGCCUGCAUCAUGGUGUUCGAUGUGCAGAGGAAAGUCACCUACAAGAACCUGAGCACCUGGUACACAGAGCUUCGGGAGUUCAGGCCAGAGAUUCCGUGCAUCGUGGUGGCCAAUAAAAUUGAUGCAGACAUAAAGAUGACCCAGAAGAGCUUCAAUUUUGCCAGGAAAUUCUCCCUUCCCCUGUACUUUGUCUCAGCUGCUGAUGGAACCAAUGUCGUGAAGCUCUUCAAUGAUGCAAUUCGGUUAGCUGUGUCUUACAAACACAACACCCAGGACUUCAUGGACGAGGUUUUGCAGGAGCUCGAGAACUUUGAUUUGGAGCAGAAGGACGACGAUGUGCCGGACCAAGUGCAGUGUGGCAGCCUUGAGAGCCUCUCCCCUUCCUGAGUCAGAGAAGGAAGCCUCUCCUCGUGGACUUGGGGGGUUGGGGGGUCUUCCAGAAUAGCCUCCCCUCAGCAACCCUCCAGCUCUGAACUGAAAAACUCUUGCAGGCCAUCCCCUCUCUACCUCCUGCAAGCCCACCCGUUCCAUUUCCCUCCCCCACCCCCCAUGGCCCAUGAUACCUGCCCUUCCACAGUUGACCCCCCCCACUCCCGUACUCAGGGACAGGGAUGGGGUCUGCACCGGCACACACCCUCGACAGGUGUGAGAGGUCCACAGCAGAGCCUGGCGCAGAAUUAGAGAUUAGUACCCUAAGCCUCCCCAGGUUGUGUGAGGGCAGUGAAGAGCUUCAGGGAACAUGCUUUGUGUAUCUCUCAAAUAAAAGGAAAUUGAGGUGUGUUUUCUCUCCCAGAACUGACCUCAGGGCCUAUUCAUUGCGUUUCCACCAAGGGAAUUAUUUCUAAUCCCUGACCACCCUAUUCCCACCUCUAUGGGCUUGGGGGCCUCCAUUCGUUUUCUUCUUUGGUCCCCCAACCAACUUUUUUAAGAAAUGGUUUUGAGCAGACAGCUGUUCAUCCUACAGGUUUCUCAGGGUACCUGGGUACCACCGGCACACUGGGUAAACUGUGGCCCAGAUCACAGGACAGGUUGGCCAUUAAAGCCAAGGGAAAUAGGCAACAAGUCUAACCACACUUAGCAAUACCACGGCACACCCAUUUGGAUUAGAAGCGCUUCCCUUAGCCCUGUUUCAGCUUAUGAGGCUUCCCUCCCCCCUCCUUUUUUAAGGACUAUUUGGGCACUGCUUUGUGGGGAAGGGAGAAGGGCCACCCUGCUGCCUUUCUCACUUAUCUCCUGGACUUGAGGAUCACUAGUGUGUAUGAUCGUCCUGUGCAUCAUUUCCAUUGUUUUCAUUUUUAUAGUAAAGCUUGACUUAACACGAA
This is a messenger RNA of Suricata suricatta (meerkat), 1879 nucleotides long. It is a transcript of the gene RABL2B, whose product is annotated as RAB, member of RAS oncogene family like 2B. Gene Ontology annotation, molecular function: GTPase activity; GTP binding. The transcript has 10 exons. Bases 273 to 944 code for a protein of 223 amino acids. NCBI's taxonomy places the organism in Eukaryota, Metazoa, Chordata, Mammalia, Carnivora, Herpestidae. Gene Ontology annotation, cellular component: Golgi apparatus; endosome. The record is from RefSeq and is a predicted model, not a curated record.